GCAUGAGUAAAAGUAGAGGCUCCAACUGUUGCCCGGACUAACCCACGUUCAGCAUCCACGUCCCACACGGAGGAGUGAGACAGAGCGGAACGAGGAGCGCGGAGAGCUGGAACAUUUACGCACAGCCUGUAUAGUUUGGAUUAGUUUGGCUCGUCUUUUAAAAAGUGCACUCUGGAUAGUUUUGGACACAUUUUUUUUUCUGCACUGUUCAUAUCUUGGAUUUCGUAUACAGCUGAGCAAUUUAAUGGCAGCUCUAAGUUUCAUUUCCUCGCACUUGUUCCUGUUGAUGUUCAGCUGUUUCCUGGGUGCUGCGUCAGUCAGGACCAUGAAAGGGGGCACAGGGAGCGCACAGGACAGUGGCACCCUCCACUCCUCGCCGUUUUUGGAUGACCUGGAUGAGGACAUGGUCUCCCAGCACAUGUUCAGACUGUAUGAGAAGUGCAACAGGGAAAACCGUCUCAAAGAGGGAAACACUGUCAGGAGUUUCAGAGCCAGCCAAGACUCCUCUGACCACAGGACGGUGUACAGACUCAACCUCACAACAAUCCAGGACUCGGAGGUCAUCCUCUCUGCCACAUUCCACUUCCUGCUCGAUCGUCGUCCCCAUUACAAACCUUGGUUCUGUAAACGCUUCAAAAGCCCAUCCUGUCGAUCCUCAGCAGUGCACCCUCCUCCGUCCAUCAGCCUGCUCCUUCGUUCUGUCUCCUCAGGGUCAGAGAUCAGAGCUGGGUCAAUGGGGUCAUUUCUAGGCAACAUGACCUUCCACCCCCACAGGAGAGGGGCGUGGCAGAUGAAAGACGUGACCCAGGUCAUAAAGGAGGCACGGGACAAGGGUCAUCUCCUGUUGUCAGUGGAGGUGGACUUAGGGCAGCAGUACCACAUGAAACCAGAGGAGGCACUGUCUGAUGGAGGCCUGCCUUACCUGCUGCUUUUUGCUCAUGACCAAGCCUUGGCUGAACCCAACAGUGUGGCAGGGAGCCUUCAGAGAUACGACCCGUUUAACGAGGAAGGGGAGCCCACACAUUCUUCACAGCUCCAGCAGAAACCAGACUCGGCACCCGAGUUGAAAGGACGCGUGAGAAGGGAAGCACCUCUGCUCUCUGACACCAUUCAGAACAAUGAGCUGCCAGAGGUUGACUUCAGGCCUGAGGGUUACAGGAAGGAUGACCUAUGGGAGAGCACUUGGUACCUGGCACUCAAACCCAAGCAUAAAUUAGGAAAGAAAAGAAAGAGCCAAGAGGUAGGACAGGGGAAAGGUAAAGGAGCACAGGACCAAAAAGAAGAGGUUCACAAAGCAGUAGAAAAAACAUCACAGGAGCUGAAUCUAGAGGCCUCAAAUGUGAAAAAACUCACAGGCAGUCAUACCCAGACUGUCAGCAACGGACAAAAGCAUGAGCGGAGAAAUGAAGGAAAAAACAGCAAAAAGCACAAGGGGAGCGCUAGCUCUCAGUCACCAGUUCUGAGCUUUGAUGAACAAACGAUGCGAAAGGCGAGGAGGAGGCAGUGGGGCGACAACCAGCAGAGAGGUUGCUCCAGGAGGAACCUCAGGGUGGAUUUUGCAGACAUUGGAUGGAGCGAGUGGGUGAUAGCACCCAAGGCUUUCGAUGCCUACUACUGUUCUGGAACGUGUGGGUUCCCAAUGCCUAAGGUGGCAAAGCCGUCUAACCACGCCACCAUCCAGAGCAUAGUCCGGGCCGUUGGGAUUAUCCCCGGUGUUCCCGAGCCCUGCUGUGUCCCAGAAAAGAUGAGUCCUCUUGCUGUCCUCUACCAGGAUGAAUCCAGGAACCCAGUGCUCAAGAUUUACCCCAACAUGUCCGUCCAGUCCUGCUCCUGCCGAUAGGAGGGUGAGGGCGACUGAGGUAGAGGAGGAAAAAAUAAACUGGGUGGAUGUGCAGAAAAAAAACAGAAAACUAAUGGAGUCAGAACCAUACCUCUGUUUGUUAAGUGGUUUCUCGACACUGAGAAACAAGCUCACUUUGGCCGUCGGUAUCCUGGAAGAACUCAGGCUAUAGAGAAAUCACUUCCAUCUCUUCUGUCCCGCGGCGGCAGACAUGAAGAGACACUUUGUCUGGCGUCUGUUUUAGCAAGAGGAACAAGAGUCUCACAUGUAAAGUCAGGGCUCCACAUGUCCCAGAAGCCCCGUUGUUUUGAUUCUGUGUUUGAGAUAAUAUUGAGGAUUUCAUGGUCAGCUGCGUUUACGGGAUGUGUUCCUUUUAUCUCAGAAUGUGCUUGUUGUCCGGACAGCUCUCAGUGAGUUUAAGUUCAUUUUAGACACAGAAGCUAUAAAUAAAAGACUUUAUCAUUGCGUCGUCAGGCAGCUUACACACGACAGAGAUUAUGACAGAUUUCUACAUUCUGACAUGUUGUGUGCAGCUGUUUUCACUUGGAAGCAAAUCAUACGCCACAUUAUACAUACUUGCAAUGUUAAUCUGUUCGCAGACAGGAAGGUUAUUGUACAUUAUUGCUUUUUAUAUCUUAGAAAGGAAACAUCCAAUGAAUUCAAGAGAGGCAUCUGGAAUUCAUUUCAUAACACUUCAAGAAUGUUUUAUUAAAACCAGAAAUAUUUUUCUAUUUUUGAAUGUGAAACAUGGUUAAAAAAGAAUUUGUCAUGGUUACUCUGUUUAUGUAUUACUUUAUGUUAGAAGAGAUGUGGUUUUGUACAUGUGUAUUGUUUAAAUUAUGAAAAGGUAGCC
Labrus bergylta (ballan wrasse) is the source of this 2693-nucleotide messenger RNA. RefSeq names its product growth differentiation factor 10a (gene gdf10a). The record is from RefSeq and is a predicted model, not a curated record. NCBI's taxonomy places the organism in Eukaryota, Metazoa, Chordata, Actinopteri, Labriformes, Labridae. Gene Ontology annotation, biological process: positive regulation of osteoblast differentiation. Gene Ontology annotation, cellular component: extracellular region. Gene Ontology annotation, molecular function: cytokine activity; growth factor activity.